AUGUUCGUGAUUGAAGCUUAUCGAACGCUACGAGACCGUAGGCCUUACCCCACCGAUCAGGUCAUCAAAGAUCUUGAAGGAAGUUUCGCAUUUGUUAUCUACGAUAGUAAAUCCGGAACUGUUUUCACUGCACUAGUAAACUUCCAUAUUCAUGGUUCACAAGACUCUGUUUUUCUUUUUAGUUUGUUUCACCUACCAAUUGGUUCAGAUGGAGGAGUAAAGUUGAAUUGGGGAAUAGCUGCAGAUGAAUACCAUGGAAACACUAAAAUGGAAGGGAUUAAACAUUUCACAGGAAGAAGACGAGCCUUUGUUCAAACUGAAUCCGGAUGUGUCUUUGGAAUGGAGCUAGAUCAAAGUGAUAAUGCUUAUACAGUCAAUAGAAGGUUACAAAUAACUGUCAGUCUCCUGAUUGAAAAAAGUUCUUUAACUUUUGGAGACAUGGUUUUAAAAAUCGUGAUCAGAUAA
Molecule: messenger RNA, 465 nt
Organism: Lactuca saligna
Lineage: Eukaryota; Viridiplantae; Streptophyta; Magnoliopsida; Asterales; Asteraceae
Source: the annotation of a GenBank genome assembly